GGAGAGAGCGAACAACCCCUUCGCCAAACUCAGCGCCGCCGCGUCCCGCCCCAUUCGAGGCGGCGGUCGCGUCCAGACGGCGCCAGUCGUACAAGGACCCGGCUGCCUCGCCUUGCAACUGCUGUAUACCCUGGGCGGGGCGGGGCGGGGCGGCGUCUCGCACUCGCCAAGAGAAGGACGAGGACGACUCUCGGCCAAAUAAACAGGCCGGCCACACUCAAUCAAUAUUUGGGCGGGCGCUGCGCUCACGCUCACGUCGCCCGAGGUGCCCGGCCGGACCACGGGCCCGACCCGCCCCGGCGAGCGCCUGCUAGGUAGACCGACACAACACACCCGCGUGUUCAACACUCUCAAUGAACCCAGAAAACUGAAAAGUUGUGGGAACCAUCUCAUGUUUUUUUUUAGAGAUAACCAUAAAAUAUGGUUGUGAGAACAAUACGCCAGUGGUGAAAACCAUAUUCUUGGUUAAUACACCUGUGCUGUUGUGGCUUGCAACCAUAAUUUAUGGUUGUCCCUGCAGUAACCAUAAGCUCGUUUCUACAGUUUUUUUUUUUUUUUAGGUGUGGGAAGGGACAGUUUUUGAACCUAGGUGCCCAGAUCGUACAAAAACUGUAACUAGCCACGUAGUCUGAAGGCUUAUCCGAGACAAAACGAUUCGUCUAGAUGAGUAGAUAUAUCUAACUUAAUUUAAGGGACAACCCAACAACCCAGCAAUCAUAACAAACGAACAAAAACCAGUAGUCUUAAUGGACGCAUAUUUCGCUUUAUAAUUUCUGACUGUUGAUUGAGCAAAGUUUUGGCGCUUAAAAUGACAAAUUUCGUAUCAAAGACUGCAAAAUUUAGCAACAUCUGUGUACAUCGGGCGUUGCGCUACAAGCCGCUUUCACUGAGAUCCGAGAGAUAGUGUAGUCAUAAUCUGCGUGAGUUUGUUUUAUGGGGAAUACUCGGGGGAAUGCACCUCACCCUCGCGCCCAGACAAUGAGUGCGUUCGAGAUGCAACGACACUGCGAGCGUCGCAGUGAGUGUCAAUGUCGUCGGUACGAUUCGGAGGCAAUGUAGAAUAAGACAAGAGGGUCGAGUGGCUGACUCAGUCCAGCCCCGCGGGGAAGAACUCGGCUUGGCCAUGUAUUGGGCUGGGCUGCCACGGCCAUUCGCCCUCGCUGAGCCAGGAGGAAAGCAUCUACUGCGUCCCGCUUCAUCAGGUCCAGACUAAAGCCGACUGUAAGAAGGGUUUUACAGUGUCCGUAUUUGUGCCACCGUUCCUCAGCAGGACCAUGGCCAGUCUUCUCCUCGCCGUCCUCCUCCUGCUUUGCGGCUCCGGCCACGCUUAUGUGUACGAUCGGUGCGAAUUAGCCCGGGAGCUUCGGUACACGCACGGGAUCAGCCGCUCUGACAUUCCGACCUGGGUCUGCAUCGCAUGGGAGGAGUCCAAAUACGACACGCAGGCCAUUGGUCGAAUGAACUCGGAUGGCAGUGCGGACCACGGCAUCUUCCAGAUCAACGAUCGUUACUGGUGCGACGUUGGCAGCCGUGGCUGCGGCGUGAGCUGCGCUACUCUGCGCCGAGACAUGGACGCCAUGAUGCGCUGCGUCAGGAUGGUUCACGGCGUCCACGGCUUCUCAGGCUGGACCACCUAUCCCAGAUGCUACCACCCCAGGAGCGUGGAUGACUGUUGGGGCGAAGGAAGCAGACAUGGCGGAUCGUCAGGCAGCAGGAACGCUCUACGCCGUCACAUCAACGAUGACAUCUUCCACAACAUGUGGACCAACCCGACUGUCGGAUGCAACCAGCAAAGCGGCCUUUUUAAAUAACCCCUGCUGAACCAAACGAACAAAUGUCAGUUUUUCUGAAAUGAUUUGCUCAUAUCAACCACGGAACAAGACUUCUUAAAACCAAUGAACGCAAUUUUUAAUUAAAAGGUGACGAUGAUUAUGCAGCUAGAAAACUUGCAAUUUUAUUUUUAAUGUAAGAACUCAAUUUUGGAAAAUUUAAAUUUUAAGCCGCAAUAACUCCU
Molecule: messenger RNA, 2014 nt
Organism: Frankliniella occidentalis (western flower thrips)
Lineage: Eukaryota; Metazoa; Arthropoda; Insecta; Thysanoptera; Thripidae
Product: lysozyme 2-like
Exons: 5
Coding region: 1275-1811 (178 amino acids)
Source: RefSeq, a predicted model, not a curated record